AUGAAGACAUUCUCCUCUGUCACUGCCGUCACGGCCUUGCUCGCUGCCACAAAUGUCAUGGCUCUGGAACGGACCUACCAGGGUUGCUACUCGUCAUCCACAGGCAUGACGCUCAAUUCCACCCAAGAGUACAACUCGAGGGGAUCAUGUGGAGAUCCGUGUUAUGGUAUGAACUCGGCAACAUUCGCCAUGACAAACAAGAACUUCUGCUACUGUGGUGACACCCUUCCCCCGGCAUCAACCAAGGUGGAUGAUACCAAGUGCAACAUCAACUGUCCAGGAUACGGCACAGAGAGCUGUGGUUCUAAAGGAUUUUGGAGUGUCUAUGUGACUGGAAUUGCAGCUGAGGUUGAGAAUGCACCUGCAGCCGCUUCGGAUACCGUGAAGUCUUCGACAGCAUCAGCUACUUCAACUGGAAAGCCAUCUGUUGUUACUGUAGGAGGACAAACUGUUGUCGUUACCGCUGGUAGUGAAGCCACAAACUCUGCUACGUCAUCCGCGGCAUCAAAAAGUAGUGGACCAAGCAAAGCUGGCAUCGCUGCAGGCGUCGUUGUCGGUGUUAUUGCCAUCGCAGCUAUUGCUGGAGGUGCCUUCUUACUGAUCCGUAACCGCAAGAGAAAGGCUAUUGAGGAGGAAUACAAGAGAAACGCUGCUGUGAGCAGUUUCAUCGCUGGUGGUAAACCACCUACCAGCAGUGGAGGUGCUUCUUCAUUCAACGAUAUGCGCCUUGACCCAGCGGUCAUGGCUCAACGAAGGAUGAGCGAUGGUAGCAUUGCCGACAACCAAGAUUACUCCAGAAGAAUCCUCAAGGUUACAAACGCUUGA
Molecule: messenger RNA, 825 nt
Organism: Cadophora gregata
Lineage: Eukaryota; Fungi; Ascomycota; Leotiomycetes; Helotiales; Ploettnerulaceae
Exons: 3
Coding region: 1-825 (274 amino acids)
Cellular component (GO): plasma membrane
Source: RefSeq, a predicted model, not a curated record